Entamoeba dispar SAW760 is the source of this 897-nucleotide messenger RNA. Its product is annotated as 26S proteasome non-ATPase regulatory subunit, putative. The record is from RefSeq and is a predicted model, not a curated record. Bases 1 to 897 code for a protein of 298 amino acids. Gene Ontology annotation, biological process: proteasome-mediated ubiquitin-dependent protein catabolic process; protein deubiquitination. Gene Ontology annotation, molecular function: protein binding; metallopeptidase activity; proteasome binding. Lineage: Eukaryota; Evosea; Mastigamoebida; Endamoebidae. Gene Ontology annotation, cellular component: proteasome regulatory particle, lid subcomplex. The transcript has a single exon.
AUGUUCUCUUUUGGUGGAAGAAGACCAAUUUCUGGAGAUAUGCCUCUCCCUGAUACAAGUGAAACUGUUCACAUCUCUUCUCUUGCUUUAUUAAAAAUGUUAAAACAUGGAAGGGCUGGUGUCCCUGUUGAAGUUAUGGGGUUGAUGCUUGGAGAAUAUGUUGACGAUUACACUGUUCGUGUGGUUGAUGUAUUUGCUAUGCCACAAAAUGGUACAGGAGUUUCUGUUGAAGCAGUUGAUGAAGUGUAUCAAACAACAAUGAUCGAAAUGUUAAGACAAACAGGAAGAAAAGAAUCAAUUGUUGGGUGGUAUCACAGUCACCCUGGAUUUGGAUGUUGGUUAUCUUCUAUAGAUAUUUCUACACAACAAUCAUUUGAAAAAUUAAAUGAAAGGUGUGUCGCUGUUGUUGUAGAUCCAAUUCAAUCAGUUAAAGGAAAAGUUGUCAUUGAUGCAUUUAGAACUAUUCAGAAUCAAUUCAACUUAGGAGUUGAACCAAGACAAGUUACUUCAAACCAAGGUCAUUUAACUAAACCAACUUCACAAGCCAAAGUCCGAGGUUUAGGAAAACAAUAUUAUUCUAUGCCAAUUGAAUUCUCAAAGAACGAAAUAGAUGAAAGAAUGUUAUUGAAUUUACAAAAGAAAAAAUGGACAGAUUCAUUAGAAGUUGAAUCCUCACAACGUAAAGAUUCAAACAUUCAAACUAUUGAUAAAUUGAUUGGAUUAAUGAAACAAUAUAACCAAAAUAUACAAGAUGAAGCCUUAGAUCCAAAACUAAGAGAUUUACAACAAGUAGGUAAAAUUGAUCCUAAAAAACAUUUACAAAGAAUUGCUGACCAAGCCUUAACAGAAAAUGCCGUAGAUACACUUGGAGUAUUCAUGAAUACUGUUGUUUUCUAA